CCUACCAUUUGAUGGCCACGAGAGAACGAAAAAUUGGAACAGUUGAUUGGUAAGUUCAAUGCGUGCUGUGCUGCCUCCAAUUGCAAUUCCAAAUCCAUUUGGUUGAACUCCAACUCCAACUCGCUCUCUGCAAUGUCGUCGUGGCAGUGCCAUCAUCUUAUUUCCCAAACUGCCCCUGCCAGACUCCCAUUCACAACCAGAGCCAUGGCGGCGCCUCACCCUCACCCUCAGGUUCUGCAACUCGCCGACGUCGCUAACAAAGCCGCCGACGCCGCCGGACAAGUCAUCCGUAAAUAUUUCCGGAAUAAAUUUGAAAUUCUUCAAAAACAUGAUCUCAGUCCAGUAACCAUUGCAGAUCAAUCAGCUGAGGAAGCUAUGGUUUCAAUCAUACUUGACAAUUUCCCUUCUCAUGCUAUUUAUGGAGAGGAAAAAGGGUGGAGGUGUAAAGAAGACAGUGCUGAUUAUGUUUGGGUAUUGGAUCCCAUUGAUGGGACAAAGAGCUUUAUCACUGGGAAGCCCCUAUUUGGUACUCUUAUAGCUCUUUUACAAAAUGGGACACCAAUACUUGGCAUAAUUGAUCAGCCUGUGUUAAGAGAAAGGUGGAUUGGGAUAACUGGAAAGAGAACUACACUGAACGGACAAGAGGUGUCCACACGCACUUGUGCUGACCUUUCUCAAGCAUACUUGUACACCACAAGCCCACAUCUGUUCAGUGGAGAUGCAGAAGAGGCAUUCAUUCGUGUUAGAGACAAGGUUAAAAUUCCAUUGUAUGGCUGUGACUGCUAUGCAUAUGCUCUUUUGUCUUCUGGCUUUGUGGAUCUUGUUGUUGAGUCUGGUCUGAAGCCAUACGAUUUCCUGGCAUUGAUACCUGUUAUUGAAGGCGCCGGAGGUGUUAUAACUGAUUGGAAAGGACACCAACUUCAUUGGGAAGCUUCUCCACUUUCAAUCGCAACAAAUUUUAAUGUUGUGGCAGCUGGCGACAAACAGAUUCAUCAACAGGCUCUAGAUUUAUUACAGUGGAAGUGAUGGUGUAGAUGUUAACCCGAGUACUAUUUGUUUGUAAUCUUCUCUGGAAGCCGUUCAGAUGUUUCCAUGGACGUUUAUCACAAUAGUAUUGUUCGGCAUUUAUUUAUUAAUCUGAACACUGACUCUCAUCUUUGACAAGCUUAUACAGAAAUUAGCCUUUUUAUGA
Messenger RNA from Lotus japonicus, 1192 nucleotides. Its product is annotated as bifunctional phosphatase IMPL2, chloroplastic. Gene Ontology annotation, molecular function: histidinol-phosphatase activity. NCBI's taxonomy places the organism in Eukaryota, Viridiplantae, Streptophyta, Magnoliopsida, Fabales, Fabaceae. The coding region runs from base 133 to 1026 and encodes 297 amino acids. Gene Ontology annotation, biological process: L-histidine biosynthetic process. The transcript is spliced from 9 exons. The record is from RefSeq and is a predicted model, not a curated record.